This is a messenger RNA of Pteronotus mesoamericanus, 2889 nucleotides long. RefSeq names its product zinc finger protein 212 (gene ZNF212). Bases 88 to 1587 code for a protein of 499 amino acids. Gene Ontology annotation, biological process: regulation of DNA-templated transcription. NCBI's taxonomy places the organism in Eukaryota, Metazoa, Chordata, Mammalia, Chiroptera, Mormoopidae. The transcript is spliced from 5 exons. Gene Ontology annotation, molecular function: DNA-binding transcription repressor activity, RNA polymerase II-specific. The record is from RefSeq and is a predicted model, not a curated record.
CGAGGAGGGGUAGGGGACGCCCAGCGGACCCGCGCGCAGUCCGAGGGUAUCAGGCGGGGCUCCGCUGUGGACGGGCGACGGGCAGCAAUGGCGGAAUCGGCGUCGGCUCGGCACAGGAGGAAGCGCCGCGCCACACCCCUGGCUUCUUCUCCGCCGCCCCCGCCCGCGCCAGAGGAAAGCCCCCGCCCUCCGCCAGCAGAGCUCCCCCUGCAGGCCGUGGUGGCCGCCAUCCAGGCGGUGGAGAAGAGGAUGGAGUCCCAGGCCGCCCAGCUGCAGAGCCUGGAGAGACGCAUGGAGACAGUGGAGAAGAAGCUGGCCGACUUUGAGAAGAUGACCUUGGAGUUCGGGAACCAGCUGGAGGGCAAGUGGGCCGUGCUGGGGACCCUGCUGCAGGAGUACGGGCUGCUGCAGAGGCGCCUGGAGAACAUGGAGAACCUGCUGCGGAACCGGAACUUCUGGGUCCUGCGCCUGCCCCCGGGUGGCACCGGGGAGGCCCCCAAGGUGUCCCGGUCCCUGGACACCGAUGGCGUCUGUUUCUCGGAGCAGGAGUGGGAGAACCUGGAGGACUGGCAGAAGGAGCUGUACAGAAACGUGAUGAUGAGCAACUACGAGACUCUGGUCUCCCUGAAGGUCCUUGGCCAGCCAGAAGGAGAAGCGGAGUUGGGUACAGAGAUGCUGGGUGACCUGGAGGAGGAAGCCCUUGGCGGUGUGCACCCAGCCGAAGGGGUCAUGAUCAAGCAGGAGAUGGAGUCCCCCCAGGGACAGGAGCGCCCGGAGGACCUCCCCGGCGAGUUCCCGGGCGUCGCGGAAGAGCAGGCCUUCCUGGGCCCGGUGCAGACCGAGCUCUGGAACGGCCAGGGCGCCUCUGUCCUCUUGGAAUCAGAUCCCCGGGACACUAACCUAGAGGAGCCCAUGGACAGCGGCAGAGACCCCGGCAGUGACAGAAGCCUGGGCCUCCCCUCGAAGCAGAAAUCUAAUAGGCCGGUGGUGCUGGGUCAGGAAUGCGGGCAGGGCCUGAAGCUGCAGAGGGACCCCCCCGGCCCCUUCGAAUGUCCCGAGUGCGAGCUCAGCUUCCGCUGCGAGCAGCAGCUGGCCACCUACCUGCGGACCCACUCGGGGUGGGAGCCUCCCGCCGCCCCGGAGCCCGAGGAGAGCCUCAGGCCCAGGCCGCGGCUGAAGCCCCAGUCCAAGAAGACAAAGCAGCAUCAGUGUGACAUUUGCAUGAGGAGCUUCAGCUGCAGGGUGAGCCUGGUGACCCACCAGCGCUGCCACCUGCAGGAGGGGCCCAGUGGUGGCCAGCGUGUCCAGGAGAGGUUCUCGCCCAACAGCCUGGUCGCCCUGCCAGGCCACAUCCCCUGGAGGAAGAGCCGGAGCUCGCUCAUCUGUGGUUACUGUGGCAAGAGCUUCAGCCACCCGUCGGAUCUAGUGCGGCACCAGCGCAUCCACACGGGCGAGCGGCCCUACACCUGCCCCGAGUGCGAGCGGAGCUUCGUGCAGAAGCAGCACCUGCUGCAGCACCAGAAGAUCCACCAGCGCGAGCGCGGCGGGCUGGCCCUGGAGCCGGGGAGGCCCAACGGCCUGCUUUAAGGGUGCCAGCCCCUCGCCUGUCCGGGGGGGGCCGAGGGGGCUGGCAUUGGUCUCCCGAAGAGACACUGUGCGGAGUCAGGGACUGACUUCUUCCUGAGGGGAGUCGCUUUGAUUUGCCUAACCUUGGCCGAGCGGCAGGCCGAGCCCGGCCCCCAGAACUGCGCGGAGCGGGCCGGGCCAGGCCACCCUGCUGUCUACCCUGCUGCUGAGCUCGCCGUGUCUUCGGCACCUUCCCGUCCUGGGUUUUCGCAUCCACGCCAAUGCUCGUGGUCCAGGGCUGGUUCGAGGGCCUGGCCCAGCGUUUAAGGUCUUCCCCCGGGGUGGUGGGGGGGCCAGUCAGGCCAAAGGAGUAGCAGGUGUGCAGAAGAGCUCUGGGGAGCGUAACCCUCCGUUCCCUCUCCUUUCGUAGUCUCCUUAAUAACAUGUAGAAAAGUAAUUUAAACGAACUCACCCUGCUCUGAAGAACCUUUUUGGAAUUAGAUUUUAGUUGACUUUAAAAAAAAAUACAGCCCAACACUUGUUUUUUUAAUUUCCAGCGCUGUAGAAGUUCCUAACGCAGGGCCUGGCCUGCCGUCUGGGAGGGAGGUGUGUCUGGGCUCGUUCGGCCCACCCACACUCAGGCCACGGUCAGGGUGCAUCAGGGUGCAAUGUGCGGGCCCCUCGUUGUGGGGAGUCUUAGCGCACUUGGGUGGGACUCACUGAAUCAAAAGGACUGAGAGGGAGAGAGCAGUAGGGGUGGACCCCGAAGCUCCCCGCGGAGAGUGAAGCGUCUGGCAAGGGAGCCCGACGGAAGGAGCCGCAGCCUCCCAGGCGUUCGGAGUGCCUCUUUCGUCCGCACCCUGCUGGGAUCUGCGGCCUCACAGGGUACACGGCUCCUUUGUUACUUAAGGUUGUUCAGCUUGUAUCAGUGGUUAUCUGAGUUUGUUCCUGUUAGACCGGUUGUUCCUUAGGGUUGUUCAGGUGACACACUUUCCAGUAAUUGUCCUGGGACUGACAGUCCCGGACGUGGCGGAGGAGAGGCGCACAGCCGCGCGCCUGCCGGGAGUGCGCGGUGCCUGCCGCCGCGCUGUUGUUCGGGAGUGGGCUCCUGGCUCCUGUGUGAGUGCCCCCUUCGAUGACUUGGCAGUUGCUUAGAAUAAAACUUGCUACUGGCAAAGAAAAAGUGCUCAUGUUGGAUGUUUUUCUCCCAUUGUCAAGAAGACACGUCUGGGAUCAAGGAAGAUGAGGCCUCUGACCUGGAGCAGCAACAGAGGCCUGGCUUAAACCUAGCGCAGAGGAGAAGAGGGCGUGUUUCGGGCCCUG